AUGAGUCGUAUAAGAAGCAGACCUCCAUUAUUCCUCAGGCCUAGAAUUGUAAGUGCCAAAGAGCAUACAGGACCUCCAGUUUUUGAUAUGGAAAAAGUCACAGAAAAUACAAAAGGAAUUUACGCUGAACAAAAAUCAAAAAAAACAUCAGAAAUUUUAUGGCGACUUGUAAACUGUAAACAAAGACCCUCAAGUGCUAAUAAAGAAAACUAUCCUCACGCAGCGAAAUAUGUAGUAAAAGAAGCAUUUCCGCUGAAUAAGGAUAGAUCGAAAAGAGCUCUAAGCAGCUCUCCAUCGAAUAAUUUGCCUAAGCUGAGCUUUCAAAUAUUAGCUGUUCGGAAUUCAUUUUAUGAAUCUCUGGAAAAAAUGGAAAGGGUUUUAGAUUGUAUGGAAGAUUUAAGGAAAAAUGUAAUAGUUCCUGAAGGGUUUUUUUCACCUCUAAGGACUAGAGGUGUGAGUUUUGCUUAA
Molecule: messenger RNA, 468 nt
Organism: Blepharisma stoltei
Lineage: Eukaryota; Ciliophora; Heterotrichea; Heterotrichida; Blepharismidae
Source: the annotation of a GenBank genome assembly